CUCUGUUCCCCUUUCUACACAGCUGCAACAUAAUGUUGUUUCAGUAGAGCGAUGCUUUGCAAAUUUGGCUGAAGGAGACAAUGAGCAAACAGCUUUUCAGAGAGCUGUCAGAAGGGGCAGUUUGGUUUCCGUGCAAGCAAUACUCGCAUUCCAAACUGCAUUAGAGAAAAGCUGGACCUUUUCUGUUUGCUCGUUACAUUCUCAAGAUGAAGCCCCCGGUGGUUACAGCAGUGCUGGUAGCACUAGUGCAGGUUACUCAGAGUUUCCCUGCCUUGUACCACCGAGGCUGGUGGAGGCUCUUAAAGGAAGGAGAUAGCUGCGGAAAAUGUGAUUUGGCACUUUGCUCUGAGCCAAAAGACUGUCUGGCUGGGACUGUAGUGGACCACUGUGGCUGCUGUUCUGAAUGUGGAAAUGUGGAAGGUCAGAUUUGUGACUUGGAUCAGGGCAAUCAUUUUUAUGGGCAGUGUGGGGACAACCUGGAGUGCAGGCUGGAUGCCGAUGAAGCCAGGUUUGGGGAAGUCCCUGAACCCCAGUGUGUGUGCAGGUUUCAAGAGAGCAUCUGCGGAUCUGAUGGGAAGACCUAUGAGAACAUCUGUCAAUUCAACAAGGCUUAUGCAACUAAAGGAAAUAUCAGCAUGAAACAUAAGGGACCGUGUGAAUCAGCCCCUGUGAUAUCUAUGCCACCUCAGGAUGUCCAGAAUUUCACAGGCAACGAUGUCAUUUUCGGCUGUGAGGUGUCAGCCUACCCUAUGCCACACCUGGAAUGGAAAAAAAAGGGGAAUAAAAUGUUUUUACCAGGAGAUGAUGCCCACAUCUCAGUACAGGCCAGAGGUGGACCUCAGAAGUACGGUGUGACAGGCUGGCUGCAGAUUCAAGGCCUCAAAAAAUCAGAUGAAGGCAUCUACAUCUGCCAUACCAAAAACAAGUACGGUGCAACAUACGCCUCUGCAAGACUGAAAGUCAUUGAUGGUUCAUCUUCUGCAUUUGCCUUAACUGCUGGCAGUAGAAGUGCAAGCUAUGACACUGACUAUGACGACUACUAUGACCAUGACGAUGAGGAUGAGGAAGAAUAUGAAUCUGGGGACUAUGAAAAUUGAAACAACUCUGAAUAACAAUUUCUGUCCAUGCGCUGUCAGCCACCUUUCACACUGUCACAUCUACUUGUACUCCCUGUGCUGUAAAUAGCCUCUCUGAUAACUCUACACUCAUUUGUGCAUCCCACCUUCCUGGAAUUCAACUUUGGCUGAAGUAUGGAGUGAUACUUACCUGAAAUAAAAACAGUUUGAAGUUCAUGCAUUUAGACCAUAAUAAAAUUCUUAAGCAUGUACUCAGUAAGUGCCCUGAAAGGUUCAAAUUUUA
Molecule: messenger RNA, 1359 nt
Organism: Coturnix japonica (Japanese quail)
Lineage: Eukaryota; Metazoa; Chordata; Aves; Galliformes; Phasianidae
Product: kazal-type serine protease inhibitor domain-containing protein 1-like
Biological process (GO): regulation of cell growth; regulation of signal transduction
Cellular component (GO): extracellular region
Molecular function (GO): insulin-like growth factor binding
Source: RefSeq, a predicted model, not a curated record